CUGGCGAAUAACAGUCUGAUCGGAGGUCUUCAAUCUCCUCCCUCUGGCUGGUUUACUGCCAUCGUGCACGCCUCAGUCUACGUCGCAGCUUUGCAAAGUCGUGAUGAAGAGCUAGCAUUCCAGCAACUGGCUGUCAGUCAUGCAGCUCACAAUGCAUUGACAUGGACUUUCCACGGCACACGCAACUUCGCCAACAUUUAUGAUAAGAUGUCAAAUAUCACUGCUCGGAUCGGCAUCAAUCACACAAGUGAUGAUUACAGAAGAGCUGCAGAAAUCGGCCAGGCUGCUGCUCUCAGAGUGACCACAGCACGACAAGGCGAUCUUCUCGAUAACUUCGUUCAGUAUGUCUAUGGACCAGAGGAACCAGGUGUCUAUCAACGCACUCCAGGAGGUCUCACGGCUCCUGACACACCUCAAGCCCGCUAUCUUCGUACCUUCGGCGGCAUUGGCAACAUCACACGCUUUCGUGCCCCUCCACCACCAGCAAUCGACUCCGAAGAAUACGAAGGCAUCCUCAACUACGUCAAAGCCCAAGGCGAACAAAACUCCACCGAGCGCACAGAAUACAACACCGAAACCGCCUACUUCUGGCGUGAAUCCUCUCCCAUCAUCUGGAGUAGAUUCGCCUACAACGUUCUCGCAAACAGAUACGCCACCGACGUUCUCAGCUCAGCUAAAUUCGCAGCACAACUCAAUUACGCCUUGGCGAACGCCGCGAUCGCCGGCUGGGAUUCCAAAUCUUUCUAUAAUGCUUGGAGGCCUGUGACUGCUAUUCGUCGAACAGAUGUUUGGUUGCCAAGUGGUAAUAAUGUUUCGGAUCCGGAAUGGACGCCUCUGCUGAGUCCUACGCCAAAUCACCAGGAGUAUACUUCCACGCAUGCGUGUUUUGGGGCUGCUGCGGCGGCUGUGAUCAAGGCGUGGAAUAAUGGGUCUGAUACGAUCGAUACGCUGCUUAGUACGAAUGCUACUGGGCGUGGAGUGAUUCAGAGGCGAUACACAAGUUUGCAGCAGGCUGUGAAGGAUAAUGGAGAUAGUCGAAUCUUUGGGGGCAUCCAUUUCCAGUUCGCGUCAGACGUCGGAUCUGUUGUCGGAAACGAUGUCGGAGAGGCUACAUUGAAAGUGUUUGAUGACAGGUGGUGGGAGUUCUAA
Molecule: messenger RNA, 1149 nt
Organism: Cercospora beticola
Lineage: Eukaryota; Fungi; Ascomycota; Dothideomycetes; Mycosphaerellales; Mycosphaerellaceae
Product: vanadium-dependent haloperoxidase
Source: RefSeq, a predicted model, not a curated record